AACAUCCUAGUAGCUUUAAUCUCCUCACCCUGACAGCUGUCAGUCUCGCUUCGAUUCCGUAUGAUGUAGACUAAAAUCCAAAUUCCAAAUAUUCAGAGCUCAAAAUUUUACAAAAUUAGCCCCAAACGCUAUUACAGCGUUCGCGGAAAAGCUAAACCCUUUCGAUUCUCCGUAACUCGUACCAUUGACACAUCCACAACCGCAUCCGGAUACACUUCUGGUUCUUUAUCCGUUCCUGGUUUUCCCUUUUGCUUCCGUUUCCGCGUUAAGGAUGUGCUUUCAGUUCCUGAACAAGUUCUUCGGCGCCAACCGGCGUCGCUCUGCUGCCGCCAAUGGUGGCAUUUCCCCGCGUCCCAGUCUGGCCAAUGGGCCUCAGGUGUCCAUCGAUACUGUGCGCACCGUCAAGUCGGCCAAGUCCGUCAAUCCGCCCGCUGCCAACCGGGUGGUCACCGUCGUCAAUGUUGGGAACAACAGCAAGAUGGGCCACAGUGUGAACAGCUUGGGACUGGAGAGGAGGCAGUCUGUGGCGGCUGGAUCUGCCGGAGGAGCUCUUAGUAACAAUGCCAGUGCCGCCGCCACCGCCGCUGGCACUGCCGCUGCCAACACGGUGGACCCCGGUUCUGGAGUAUCGGGAGCCGGUAACAACAGGAACCACGGAAAACGCAGCUCCGUGUGGGGUUUCAUUGGUAUAACCAAGAAAAAGUCUAGGUCCAGCAACGAAUCGAUCUAGGAUCUCUGGCAGAGAUUCCUUUGGGAGACGGCCAGGAUUUGGAGCAGGGCAAGAUUUGGAGCAAUUCCUUAACUUGGAUUACAGCCCAGACUCUUCCAUGAGAUGGCAUAAAUAAAUAGUAAUUUUAUAUCUGUGACUUUCCAGAUACAAAAGCCUG
Molecule: messenger RNA, 887 nt
Organism: Drosophila serrata
Lineage: Eukaryota; Metazoa; Arthropoda; Insecta; Diptera; Drosophilidae
Source: RefSeq, a predicted model, not a curated record